AUGAAUUUGUUCUUCAUUUUGGCUGCUUUUGCUUUGAUCUUCUCUGUCCACUGUGACUAUGCCAGUGGUGGAGGUGGAGGAGGGACCGGAUAUUCUGCAGGAGGUGGUGGGGAUGCUACAUCUGCACCCGCAGACGCGGCUCCAGCUCCAGCCCCAGCCCCAGCACCAGAGUCUGCACCAGCCGCACCAGCCGCCGAUGCUGGAAGUUAUGCAGCUGCUUCUCCAGCCGGAGACGGUUCUUAUCCUGCCAAGAAGAGAAGAGUCGUCCGCGCUUAUGCCGAUAGCGCUGCUCCAGCAACGGAGCCGGCUCCAGCUCCUGAUGCCGCUCCACCAGCGCCAGAGACUGCAUCAGCUUCCGAGCCGGCUCCGGCACCUGAAGCCGCUCCAGCGCCAGCGCCAGAUGCUGUUCCAGCCGCUCCUGCAGCCGAUGCUGAAGGUUAUGCCGCUUCCGCUCCAGCCGCGGGUGGAGGAUCUUACCCAUCAAAGAAGAGGAGAGUCGUCCGCGCUUAUGCUGACAUUGCUGCUCCACCAGCUGCUGAAGCCGCUUUAGCACCAGCUCCAGCCCCGACUCCAGAGGCUGCACCAGCCGAACCAGCUCCAGCACCUGAGGCCGCUCCAGCACCAGAACCUGCUCCAGCUCCAGCACCAGCUGCACCAUCCCCUGAUGCCGGAGGAUAUGCAACCACUGCUCCAGCCGGUGGAGGAUCUUACCCAUCGAAGAAGAGAAGAUUCGUCCGCGCUUAUGCCGAUAGUGCUGCUCUACCGGCCGAGCCGGCUCCAGCUCCAGCUCCAGAGUCUGCACCAGCUCCAGAGGCCGCUCCAGCACCAACGCCUGAGGCUGCACCAGCUCCCGAGCCGACUCCAACACCUGAAGCCGCUCCUGCACCAGAACCUGCUCCAACUCCCGCUCCAGAUGCUGCUUCAGCUGCACCAUCGGCCGAUGCUGGAGGAUAUGCAGCUGCUGCUCCAGCCGGAGGCGGUUCUUAUCCAGCUAAAAAGAUGAUGAGAUUCAACCGACUCGUCGUUGCCUAA
This is a messenger RNA of Caenorhabditis briggsae, 1032 nucleotides long. Bases 1 to 1032 code for a protein of 343 amino acids. Lineage: Eukaryota; Metazoa; Nematoda; Chromadorea; Rhabditida; Rhabditidae. The transcript has a single exon. The record is from RefSeq and is a predicted model, not a curated record.